AGCAGUCUAGUCAUGUUAUGUAUAAAUAUUUACAAGCCAACUAGCCCCCAUCUCAUUGCCUGGCUGUCUCAGAUUCUGCCCUAGUCUUAUUACCACAUUUUUGUCUGCAUCUUCCUUUAAAAGUUCUCAUAAGUUUGUAUUAUAACCAAAGACAGGAAUCUUUGGUGCAUUACAGACAGCACAGAUAGAUUUCUGCUGCGUUGUCCAUUUGACCAGAAAUCUUGUCUCACUCACAGUUACAGUCAAGAUUCCACUUUCUUUAUAAUAUAUUUCCACCCAAACAUGCAGCUCCUUCAAAAGCUUUUCAAGACUGCAAAUGAGACUACUACUUCUAGCUCUAUCCCUUCUAUAAGCAAGAAAGAAACUGUCAACAAUCAGAAGGCGAAAUCGAAAGAAGGACAGAAGGCGAAAUCAAAAGACAUUGUGUUGUUUGGGAUCUGUCGGGAGAGUAGUAGAAGAAGAGCUGAUAAAAGCAAAUCAAGAAGCAAGACUUUCAGCUUAUUCAAUAUAUUGUGCAAUAGGAAGGAUAUUUCCAAGGAGUAUUUUUAUAGCACAAUUCAUCUAAGGAGAGUAAGAAGUUGCCAUAGAAGGCAACAUUUUGAAUAUUGCAUGAAGAUGAAAAAAGAGAGUCUUAAACGAGGAUUAAGCUUUUCUCACAAGGCAGGUUCAUCAGUAACAGCAAAUCAUGUUGGAACUACCCAAGUUUUGCCCAUUACUGAUUCUUCAAGAUCGACAUCAUUGUCCUCAACGAACGAUAAAGAUCGAUGCUCUGGUGCAGACAAGAAAGAAAAACCAAAGGGAGAUAAAGCGAAAACAAUUUCUAAGAUGAAAGAGCUACUAAGAUGGGCUGCUGCUAAUAAAUCAGCUGAGAAGGGAGGCAAAUACAUAAGCAGAAAGGUAUUCAACUUCCGGAACAGACCAGCAUUAAAGGCAGUACCAGAUGAUGAUCAACUGAGUAAUGACUCCCCCAAAAUUAGCUUUAGAUGGGAGGUUGAAAGUUGCUCCACAACUUGCUCUGCUUACUCUGCCAUGUCAAUGCCUAAUCCUCCAACAAAGAACAAUGAACAAUCCAUUAAAAUCAAUUUUACUUCUGCAAACUCAACUCCCAUCCACUUAGAUCAGUGCCCUGCUGCUGCUGCUAAAUUGAACUGGAUCACCACUGACUCUGAAUUUGUGGUGCUAGAGCUAUGAAGACUAUAAGAACCAAUGGCGACCUAGACAUAUCAUCAAUAAAAUCGCACGUUCUGGCCUGAGCAGUAAUUGAUGAGUUGCUACAAAUUUGAUAAACUAUCAGAUGUAUGGCUUGUGCAGUAAUUGAUGAGCAGCUAGAAAUUUGAUCCUAUCAGAUGUACUAAUGAGUAAGAAUUUUGGAGGGCAGAUUAAUGUAACAUCGAUUCCAAUUAUGUGUAGUUUGUCUAUUGAUCUUCUAACGAAUUACUCAAACCAAUUUUCUACUCUUUAAUAAUUCCAAUUCCAAUUCAUAUUAAA
This is a messenger RNA of Lycium barbarum (goji berry), 1488 nucleotides long. RefSeq lists its product as uncharacterized. Lineage: Eukaryota; Viridiplantae; Streptophyta; Magnoliopsida; Solanales; Solanaceae. The transcript has 5 exons. The coding region runs from base 283 to 1191 and encodes 302 amino acids. The record is from RefSeq and is a predicted model, not a curated record.